Messenger RNA from Diutina rugosa, 675 nucleotides. RefSeq lists its product as uncharacterized. NCBI's taxonomy places the organism in Eukaryota, Fungi, Ascomycota, Pichiomycetes, Serinales, Debaryomycetaceae. The record is from RefSeq and is a predicted model, not a curated record. Gene Ontology annotation, biological process: lipid droplet organization; lipid storage; phospholipid biosynthetic process. Gene Ontology annotation, cellular component: endoplasmic reticulum membrane. The transcript has a single exon. Bases 1 to 675 code for a protein of 224 amino acids.
AUGAUCAAAGCCGGUCCCAUACACAUCAAUGAGUACGUAUUGGUAUACGGUAUUCUUGUGGGUAUACUAUUGAUAUGUGCCCCUUUUAACAGGUACAAUGCUACCAUAGCUUCGUCUCCAGUCAUUCACUUUUUGUCGAAGAUUUUCGUCAACUGGGGUUACACUUGGUGUGCGAUCUUAAUGGCGGCACUCGUUGGACUUAGUACACGCUUAUGGUUAUCAUUUGCCGUCAAUGGAAUUAUUGGAUUUUGUACAAACUGGUGGUUUUUUGGUCCCCCUAUCUUCGAUCGAAUCAAUUCGGCUACAGGUGGCUAUUGCGAUGGCGACUCGCUGAUCAAGGACACGUUUCGGUGUGCCCAAAGCGGAAACGUUUGGCUGAAUGGAUUGGAUAUUUCGAGCCAUUGCUACCUUUUGGGACAGUAUGUGAUUCUCAUAUGCUUUGCCUUGGUCAACCUCAGGAUAUAUCCAAUUAGCGAUUCCGAGUCGGCUACGUACAACCCCCUUCCACGCAAUGGACAACAGAUUUUGAGAGCGUUGGGAUGGGUCUUAGGGACAAUGUUUUUGGCGGAAUACAUCAUAACUUGUGUGUUUUUUCAUACAUUUGCGGAACGCGUAUUGGGACUUUUUUUCGGAGUUUUAGCGAUUCAAGCGAUAACGUUAACCACGCCGAAGUGA